AUUGCUUCUGUAAGUUUACGAAAAAUCAUUUCGCUUCACAUAGGUGUGCUCUGCAGUGCAAAACCAAGACUUCACUGUGGUAGAAGACUACUGCUGUGGCUUGCGGGCUCUUCUCUAUCUUAAAGGAGCAAAAUCACUUGUGGACUGGGACGGACAAAGCCCACCUAUUGCUAAACAUCAAAAGGGAAAACCUGUCACUGUGAAAGAUACGGGGCUUCCAAAUUUUGGAAGGUAUCGAGAAGAGCGAGGGAAACUGGAAAGGAAUCUGUUAAAGAAAUCUGACACAGAAUUAGCACACGAUGGCUUCGCUCAUCGACCCGACACAACAGUGGAGAAAAUCCCUACUAUUCAAGACAUCGUUGGGUCGGCACUAUCUCGAAUUGGACCUUAUGCGACACUGGACAAUAAGCAACAGAAAGUCGCAGUCAUUGACGAUGAUCUCUGCAUAAACUGCGGGAAGUGUUAUAUGACGUGCAAUGAUUCGGGUUACCAAGCAAUUUCAUUCGAUCACAGCACCCAUCAAGCAACGGUAAACGAAGAUGCCUGUACUGGAUGCACUCUCUGUUACAGCGUCUGCCCAAUUCCGGAAUGCAUUCAGAUGGUACCAAGGAGAGGUGCGUGGAAGGCUCCCAAUCGUGGCAUAAGCCCGGAUUUUAAGCUAGUGACACCAGAUGUUUUAAAGCUCCGUCCGCGAGAGAAAUUAGUCAUCAAUGAGAACUGA
Angiostrongylus costaricensis is the source of this 721-nucleotide messenger RNA. The record is from the annotation of a GenBank genome assembly. Lineage: Eukaryota; Metazoa; Nematoda; Chromadorea; Rhabditida; Metastrongylidae.